Messenger RNA from Pelobates fuscus (common spadefoot toad), 1007 nucleotides. RefSeq names its product endonuclease domain-containing 1 protein-like. NCBI's taxonomy places the organism in Eukaryota, Metazoa, Chordata, Amphibia, Anura, Pelobatidae. Gene Ontology annotation, molecular function: metal ion binding; nucleic acid binding; hydrolase activity. The transcript is spliced from 2 exons. Bases 85 to 951 code for a protein of 288 amino acids. The record is from RefSeq and is a predicted model, not a curated record.
GGCGAUGUGUAAACUGAACCAGACGUACUUGUGAACGUUCAUAACGAGUCUGUCCGGUAUCUUGAGACAGCUGAAGUCUACAUCAUGAUGUUUUGGCUAUUGCUAGCCUUGGCUCUGGUUAAUACAGCCUUGGCCAAAGUGAGCACAAACUUCAAUGACUGCCGUGGCCACUUCUAUGCCAGUACUCCUCCACAAGGAUUCGAUAAAGUUUCCAAUCAGGCCGGUGUCAUCACACCUCUCUGCCUAAUGUACGAAAACUACAACAACCCUUUCUUUGCCUCCCUGUAUCACAAGCAGAACCAUUACCCUUUAUAUGCUGCCUACAUCUUGGACGCCAGACCUGGCGAUGUGACGGGUUCAGAUCAGACUUUCCGUUUGGAACCACAGCUGGUGGAUACUCGACUUCCCAAUGAAAUGAUGCUUCAGCCGCAGACAGAAACCUCCAUCCGUAAUAUAGGUCUAUCUGGAACUCCUGCCGACCUGAUCAAAAAAGCUCAAGCCGUAAAUUCAGACUACACAGGAAGCAACUACCAUAAGGGUCAUCUUAACGCCAAUGCCGACCACCCCGCUGGGCCAGGACAGCAGGCCACGUACACCCUGGCCAACGUGGCUCCCAUGUACGGGUCAUUGAACAGCGGGAAUUGGAGGAACAAUGAGGCCAGGGUAAGAAACAUUGCUGCCUCAUGUGGGAAAAUGUAUGUAGUUACUGGAGCGGUGCCUGGAAAUAACUGGAUCUCAGUAAACGGGGUGCAACGGGUCAACAUUCCCAGCCACAUCUGGAGCGCGUUCUGCUGUCUGGACAACAACAAUCGGCCAAUCAGAGCAGAGGGAUCCCUGGCACCGAAUAAUGCCAACAGCGUUCAGACAGGGCUCAGUAUUUCCAACCUGACGAGUCAGCUCAGUUCUCUGCUUAAAGUCAGUGUUACCUUGUUUAAUAAUAACUGCUCAUAGAAUGUGUGAGACGCUGUGUAAUAAAUGAGGUGGUGACAUCCACCAAGCAUCAUCCA